This is a messenger RNA of Pyrgilauda ruficollis (rufous-necked snowfinch), 956 nucleotides long. RefSeq names its product nuclease EXOG, mitochondrial-like. The record is from RefSeq and is a predicted model, not a curated record. The transcript is spliced from 2 exons. The coding region runs from base 34 to 546 and encodes 170 amino acids. Lineage: Eukaryota; Metazoa; Chordata; Aves; Passeriformes; Passeridae. Gene Ontology annotation, molecular function: metal ion binding; hydrolase activity; nucleic acid binding.
CCCCAGCUGAUAGGUAAAAAUAAUCUUAAAGAGAUGGAAAGAGAGUCGGUCCUCGUAGAGCAACACAAGUUCACCUUAGACCAAAUCAAACAGAGCCAGGCUGUUCCUGCCGACUACAACGCGACUGGUUUGGACCGUGGCCAUUUGAGCCCCAGUGGCCAUCAGUACAGUAGAGAAAGCAAGACAGCUACCUUCACCCUCACCAACAUAGUCCCCCAGAAUAGCAGCCUCAACACGGGCCAGUGGAACAUCUACGAGUCUAACAGGAUGCCCACAAAGACCAAGGGCUGUACAACGACCUACGUGAUCACGGGUGCUGUGCCUGGGAACACCUACAUCGCUGAAGGGAGGGUCAACAGACCCAGCCACAUCUGGUCGGCUGCCUGCUGCGAGAGGGACAAAAAACGCAAAGAUGCUUGGGGGGCCAUCGCUGAGAAUGACAAGAACGAAGUGGAAGAGCUCAGUCUAGGGGAGCUGGAGAAGAGGUUGACCGAACUCUAUAAGGGAGAGGUUACUCUGUUCAACAAUGACUGUCCCCGGCAAUAAGCUUCACAUCCUCAAUGGAAAAGGCUCAGUGCCUUUUCCUACAUGUCACAGAAUCACAGAACGGGUUGGUUUUGAUGGGAUCUUAAAGCCUUAAUCAUCAUCUCAUUCUGACCUACUCACCAUGGGCGUGAACACCAUCCGGUACACCAGGUUAUUCCAAGCCCUCCCCAGCCCAGCCUUGAACCCUUCCAGGGACAGGGCAGUCAAAACAUCUCUGGGUAACUUCUACUUGUACUGCACCCUCCUCAGGGUAAUUUAAUUCCUUACAAUAUCAUACAUAAGCAGCCCUCCAUCAGUGUGAAACCAUUCCCUCUUGUCCUGUCACUCCAUACCCUUGUCCAAAGACCCUCUCCAGCCCUCUUAGAGAUCCUUGAGGUACUGCACUCUCAGCAGUCUUCUCCAGGCUGAAC